AUGUUCGCAAAGCAAGCAGUCCAGGCGGUCCAGACAGUAAAGUCUCAAUCUGGCAAAGCACUGCCUUCCAUCAAAGAAGCAUUAAGUAACAAGCCAGCUAUCUUUGAGUCUAUCGGCAGGGUCGAAUUCAACGGCAACAAGAACACACACGUUGUGUCUGAACAAUGA
Wallemia mellicola CBS 633.66 is the source of this 168-nucleotide messenger RNA. RefSeq lists its product as hypothetical. Bases 1 to 168 code for a protein of 55 amino acids. The transcript is spliced from 2 exons. The record is from RefSeq and is a predicted model, not a curated record. NCBI's taxonomy places the organism in Eukaryota, Fungi, Basidiomycota, Wallemiomycetes, Wallemiales, Wallemiaceae.